Messenger RNA from Dicentrarchus labrax (European seabass), 3393 nucleotides. Its product is annotated as DNA-directed RNA polymerase II subunit RPB1. The coding region runs from base 222 to 923 and encodes 233 amino acids. Lineage: Eukaryota; Metazoa; Chordata; Actinopteri; Moronidae. The record is from RefSeq and is a predicted model, not a curated record. The transcript has 5 exons. Gene Ontology annotation, cellular component: membrane; immunological synapse; tetraspanin-enriched microdomain.
ACAUUUCAUACGCUGCAGUCAGUGGAGCAUGGCAGACUGCGGGUGGUGGGGGGGAGAUAGUUCAGCCUCGACUUUCUGUACUUAACUAAGAAAAUGAGAAACUGUCAUGCAAAUAGAAUAAUGACUAUUCAUGUAGUCGUAUCUCGCCAUCCUCUGUCAUCAACCAUUUUGUGAGACUCUCAGCGCACUUUGAUCCAGUCAUCGGCUGUCGUCUGAGGAGGAUGUCCGAGAAUAUCUGGCUCAAAUUCUUCUGGGUGUGGGUGGUAGCUGGGAUUGUUUUUGCGAGUUUGGUGAUCUGCCUCAUCUUCCUUCUUAUCAACAAGUGCAUAUCCAGAUCAGGCAAACACAGAAUCUCACAGCUCAACAGAGGAAAUGGCUUCAAAAUCGAGAGCAACAAAUACCAGGAGAGGGACUUCAAAGCUGAUAUUCCACCUUUACCUCCUCGGACACAGUUUCUCACACAAGCGGCUCAAAGCUACGAGAACCUGGCUGAGGUACCCGACUACGAGCAGAGCGUGCCCGAUUAUGAGCAGGAUGUGGGCGACUACGAGCAGUGUACGCCCGACUACGUGGAGAGCACGCCCGACUACGUGGAGAGCACGCACGACUACGAGGAGAGCACGCCCGACUACGUGGAGAGCACGCACGACUACGAGGAGAGCACGCCCGACUACGUGGAGAGCACGCCCGACUACGUGGAGAGCACGCCCGACUACGAGGAGAGCACGCCCGACUACGUGGAGAGCACGCCCGACUACGAGCAGGACUUGCCCGACUAUGUAAAGGUAGAUGAUGAGGAGAAGAUUCUCCUGUCUCCUCCACCAUACCAGGAUCCAGAUCCAUCAGGGGACAACACUUCCACAGAGGACUAUGACGACAUAGGUGAAGACCAGGGUGAGGAGGACUACGAUGACGUGGGAUAAGACCACGACAAAACAAGACACUUUUGACCUUCUUAUCUGAGUCCUGCUGAGCAGAGAGAUCAGAAAGACUUUAACCCUUCCCACAGAUUUCCUUUCGAUCGUUGGUAUUUUUUAAAAUAUUAUUUGUGAAAAAGAAAAUGAAGUUAUAUGUGCUGUAUGUGCAGAGAAAAGCACAGAAAUCAGUACUGAAGAGGCAGAAAACUGUAAGUGGUAUCCAGACAACUGAGGCAGAAAGGUUUGAUUCUACUUCUGUAAUCUUUAGCUAAUUUAUUCUAGCUUUAUUUUAAUUUUCUUUAACAAUUAAUUAAUAGAUACGUGAUUAACAUGAAGGAAGGACAUGUGAGACGUGACAAGGCAACAUAGAGAAACAAUGACAGACAAAAAUAAUAAUAACAAAUAAAUAAAUAUAGUAGAAAUAAGGAGAAACAAAACAAGAAGUAACUAACUUCAGGCUAAGUACAGAUAUGAUUACAUAAUUAACAGGAGGAACCGGAGUCGUAACUGAGAUAAGAUGAAUAUAAAAUGUUCUUAUUGUUUGUUGUUUAUUUCAGCUUUAACCAACAUUGUUUACAGGCUACUAACUGUCUAUUUAUAGUUAUAGAAGUGGCCAUACUGGACAAUCAACUAGCAGUAAUCUGACGCAUGUACAUAGUUUAAAUAUUUGUGGACUAUAGACGACAUCUAUGACUAACUGAUCAGACAGAUGUUGUCUAUCAAAAUAAAAGUAUACUUUAAAUGUAUUUUGAUUUAAAACAAAUUUUUUUCAAUCUGCAUAUUUUUUUAAAGAAUUGUUUGAUGUUUUUUUUAAAAUAUGCUUAUUUGCUUUCGUGCUGAGAGACAGUGAGAGGAUUGUCAGUAUGAAGCUGUUGCAGGGGUAAACAGCUAGCCUGGCUUUGUCCAACAUGUUUAAUGUCGUUUAAUCUGUACACGAACAGAAAUGUAUUUUUUAAAGCUUUGAAAUGUGUAUUUUGUUAUCACUUAUAACAUAUUUUUCUUAUUGUCAACAAAUCACAUGAAUCAUUGAGGCGCACUGUUGCACUGGGUGACCUUACAAUUAACAGGGCUGUGGUUUAUUUUGAGCAACCUGCUGUCAGAAAUACUCACCAGAGAAACAGAUGUGUAUUAAUCCGCAGCUGAAAAUAGUCCCUAACAAAUGCACUAACUACUCCUGUUUGAGAAAACCUAAACUGCCCCAGUUUUUUAGGAAAUUAUUUGGUAUUUUGUUUAGAAAUGAAAUUGAAAUGAAAAUUUUGUGACACAGUUUUAAAACUUUUACAUGUACAUUUAGAGGCGUAGACCAGGUAGAGAAGUCAGAAAGUACUCAAUGACAGUCAUGGUUUUCACAUGUUUUGGUGGGAUUUGCUGACAAUAACAAAAAUAUAGAAUAUAGCCUGUUGCUAAAGCCCAGUUCAGACCAAAGAUCUGCAAACUGAAACUUGCAGCUACUUACUGUGCAAUGCCUUCUGAAACCCCGUCAGCUCACACCAAAGCAAUUAGAUAUAGCAACAACUGUCUGUACUUCCGUCCUAACUGCUGUUUUAUCAGGGCUUUUUUUUUUUUUUUUUUUUUUUUUUCUGGCUGGAUAUAAUUUGCAGCAUCCUCAAACAUAAAAUAAAGAUAGUGAUAGUUGCAUUUUAUUGAUAAAAUUAUAAAAACUCUCAACAGGGUUGAGAACUUGAAGCCAUCCACAGGUGCAUGGGUAUAUUUUAAGGCUUUGUGUCAAAGAAAUUGAUGAGGUAAUCGUCUCUUUUGCCUCCGUCCAUAACUCUGCCAUUUCAACCACACUGACAGUUUGUAACUGACUUGAUUAGCUGACUUUGUUACAAGCUGAUUGGCUGUUAAAGCAUGUGACGUGCGGAGCGUGACAGCCUAAAACCAGCCACUGGGUUUCAUCAGCUAAUCACUAUAAUGUGCUUUUGGCUUUAUCUGAGUUUUAUUAGUAGAACAGAUGCAGGUCAGCAUUGUGAAUUAGUGAUGAAUCACCCUCAUGCAUGAAUACAUCAAUAAUAGCCAAACUGUACGUAUGACCCAUGAUGAUCAAGAUAUAGAAAGACAGAAAUGCAAGACAUCUGCUAGUCGAGAGCAUCUCUGAGUCAUCAGCUACAUCAGUGUUAUUCUUUUAAAUUUAAAAAACGAAACAAACACCUCCGCAGACCAAACUCCAUUUAAAAAUCUGCCACUUUAAUACUAACAUGCAUGCUGUCAAUCACAUCUUACUAAAGUUGAGAGUUUCUCAUAAUUGCAUUAGCUCCCCUGUAGUUUGCACCCUGUUUCUCUGUUUGUAUAAAUCUGAAUUCCUGCCCCUGACAAAUAUAAUUUAAAAAAAGUAACACUGAAACUAAUAAAAAACUAAACAAAAACUGAACGUUUUAAAGAAUAAAAACUAAAAUGAAACAAGCAGACUAACUCAAACUGAACAGAAUUGAAAACAAACAUUUAAAAUAAAUAAAAACUAAUGCAAAAUACAAAA